Messenger RNA from Aspergillus novofumigatus IBT 16806, 4850 nucleotides. RefSeq lists its product as uncharacterized. Gene Ontology annotation, molecular function: protein binding. Bases 35 to 4768 code for a protein of 1577 amino acids. Gene Ontology annotation, biological process: mRNA splicing, via spliceosome. Gene Ontology annotation, cellular component: precatalytic spliceosome. NCBI's taxonomy places the organism in Eukaryota, Fungi, Ascomycota, Eurotiomycetes, Eurotiales, Aspergillaceae. The transcript is spliced from 5 exons. The record is from RefSeq and is a predicted model, not a curated record.
CUACAACCGAGAGGGAAUAAUCCAGUUUCAAGGGAUGGCGAAAGAUUCCAUCUUCAAUAUGUAUGUUGGAGACGGACAAAGCAAGGAUCGCUGCCUGGAGUAUAUAGCAGUGACUGACCCGCGCGACGUCAAGACGGGUAUCCAUCAGACAAGAGGCGCCGUCCUCAAGGAGUCAUACGGUUGGAUCCUCGACCACCGCGAGUUCCAACGUUGGCGCGACAACGAAGACAGGCAGUUGCUUUGGAUCAAGGGGGAUCCUGGCAAGGGCAAGACUAUGCUGCUCUGCGGUAUAAUUGAGCAGCUCCUUCCGGCCACAAGGUUGGCAGGCGUCCAGUCCGAGACCCUUUUAUCCUACUUCUUCUGCCAAGCGACUGUCCCCAAGCUCAGUAACGCUCGAGAUGUCCUGCGCGGUCUGAUCUACAUGAUCAUAAAUCAACAGCCGUCAUUACUCUCACACGUGCGGGACAGAUUCAAGGACACAGGGGAGCCGCAUUUUGGGGAUACAGAAGCUUGGGCUGCGUUGUGCAACAUCCUCCUGAGUAUCCUGCGUGAUCCGAGACUGAAGAAGAUCUAUGUAAUAAUCGAUGCUCUCGACGAGUGCGGGCAGGACCAAGACCAGCUCUUAAAGUUCGUUCUCCAGGAAGCGAAGGUGCCGCGCGUCAAGUGGAUUAUUUCUAGCCGGAACAACAUUGAACAGCGUAUACGGCUGGAAACUUCGCAAUCGAUCCUCGGCCUGGAACAGCAGGAGAACGGAGAUUCUGUAUCUCAGGCUAUCAAAGCUUAUAUUACCAACAGGACAUCACGAAUCGAAUCUCUGAAAGACGACAGUUCACUGCAGGAGCAUGUUCGACGGGUCCUCCACAAGAAAGCCGAGGGAACGUUCCUCUGGGUAGCUCUCGUUGUCCAAGAGCUCGAAAACGUCGACAGCUGGAAAGUGCGGCAGGUGGUCGACAACGUACCAAAAGGUCUUGAUGAUCUGUAUGCGCGGAUGAUAGACCAGAUUGAACGACCUGGGAACACGGACACAGAGUACUGUCGGCUGGUCCUCUCAGCGGCUACGCUGGCAUACCGCCCGCUUCAGCUGCUUGAGCUAGGCGCAGUAUCUGGACUUCCAGACGCGAUUUCCAGUAGCGUCAGAAACAUCCGGAAGAUUGUCAAGAAGAGCGGCUCCUUCCUCACAGUUCGCGACGAAACAAUCGACUUCGUGCAUCAGUCUGCCAAGGACUAUCUGAUAGGGAAGGCCGCCUCAACCAUCUUUCCUUCUGGGUCUGCAGCUGCCCACCGUGGCAUCUUCACACAGUCACUGCAGGUCAUGGAAAAGACGCUACGGCGCGAUAUGUACGACCUGCGCGCCCUUGGAACCCCAAUAGAGCAGGCCAAAAAGCCUGAGCGAGAUCCAUUAGGGGCUGCACAUUACUCAUGUGUCUACUGGGUUGACCACCUGGAAGAGAGCGGCCAGGUGGACGGAGGAGGAAUCCCUCUGUUUGCAAAUCUCGGCGCUUUACCUCGGGGGAGAGCAAUGACAUAUGGACUACACGAGGAUCUCCAGGAUGGCGGCGCCGUCGAUGUGUUUCUCCGAGACCGAUAUCUCUACUGGCUCGAGGCACUUAGCCUUCUCCGAAGCAUGACGGAGGGGAUCAUGUCGAUACAGAAACUCGAGCGCUUGCUACAGGGACGAUCAGGAGCGUCUGGAUUGAGCGAUCUAGUCCGGGAUGCGCGCCGAUUCAUCCUAUACCACAGAGGAGCUAUCGAGAACAGCCCCCUCCAGACGUACGGUUCAGCACUUGUAUUCAGCCCAUCCCGCAGUAUCAUAAGGGGACUAUUCCAGCACGAGAUACCAGAAUGGAUCACGACCAAGCCAAGGAUGGCAGACGAUUGGGAUGCGCAUAGUGGCGCCUGCCUGCAGACGCUCGAGGGCCAUCGCUCCUCCGUCAGCUCUGUAGCAUUCUCGCGCGAUAGUAGCCGCCUCGCUUCGGCGUCUUACAAGACUGUCAAGAUCUGGGACGCUCAUAGCGGCGCCUACCUGCAGACACUCAAGGGCCAUGGCUCCUCCGUCAACUCGGUAGUGUUCUCACACGAUAGUAGCCGCCUCGCUUCGGCGUCGAACGAUAUGACUGCCAAGAUCUGGGACGCUCAUAGCGGCGCCUGCCUGCAGAUGCUCGAGGGCCAUAAACAAUUGAUCUUCUCGGUAGCGUUCUCGCACGAUAGCCGCUGCCUCGCUUCAGCGUCUUACGACAAUACUGUCAAGAUCUGGGACGCACAUAGCGGCGCCUGCCUGCAAUCGCUUAUGGGCCAUGAAGAGAGCGUCAACUCUGUAGCAUUCUCACACGAUAGUAGCCGCCUCGUUUCGGCGUCAUCCGACAAGACUGUCAAGAUCUGGGACGCUCAUAGCGGCGCCUGCCUGCAAUCGCUUAUGGGUCAUGAAGAGAGUGUCUACUCUGUAGCGUUCUCACACGAUAGUAGCCGCCUCGCUUCGGCGUCUUACGACAAUACUGUCAAGAUCUGGGACGCGCAUAGCGGCGCCUGCCUGCACACGCUCAAGGGCCAUGGCUCCUCCGUCAACUCAGUAGUGUUCUCACAUGAUAGUAGCCGCCUCGCUUCGGCGUCGAACGAUAUGACUGUCAAGAUCUGGGACGCUCAUAGCGGCACCUGCCUGCAGACGCUUAGCCAUAGCCAUUGCGACUACGUCAAAGCUGUAGCGUUCUCGCGCGAUAGUAGCCGCCUCGCUUCGGCGUCGAUCUAUGGGAAAGUCAAGAUCUGGGACGCGCAUAGCGGCGCCUGCCUGCAGUCGCUCAAGAGCCAUGAUGGACAGGUCAACUCUGUAGCGUUCUCGCACGAUAGUAGCCGCCUCGCUUCGGCGUCUUAUGACAAUACUGUCAAGAUCUGGGACGCGCAUAGCGGCGCCUGCAUGCACACGCUUAAGGGCCAUGGCUCCUCCGUCAACUCGGUAGUGUUCUCACACAAUAGUAGCCGCCUCGCUUCGGCGUCGAACGAUAUGACUGUCAAGAUCUGGGACAUGCAUAGCGGCGCCUGCCUGCAGACGCUCGGGGGCCAUCAAGGGAGUGUCAACUCUGUAGCAUUCUCACAUGAUAGUGGCCGCCUCGCUUCGGCAUCGGACGACAAGACUGUCAAGAUCUGGGACGCUCAUAGCGGCGCCUGCCUGCAGACGCUCAAGGGCCAUGGCUCCUCCGUCAACUCGGUAGUGUUCUCACACGAUAGUAGCCGCCUCGCUUCGGCGUCGAACGAUAUGACUGUCAAGAUCUGGGACGCGCAUAGCGGCGCCUGCCUGCAGACGCUCGAGCGCCAUGGCUUCACGGUAGCGUUCUCACAUGAUAGCAGCCGCCUCAUUUCGGCGUCUUACGACAAUACUCUCAAGAUCUGGGACGCUCAUAGUGACGCCUGCCUGCAGACGCUUGAGGGCCAUUGCUCCUCCAUCAAUUCUGUAGCAUUCUCACAUGAUAGCCGCCGCCUCGCGUCGGCGUCUUACGACAAGACUGUUAAGAUCUGGGACGCGCAUAGCGGCGCCUGCCUGCAGUCGCUCAAGAGCCAUGAUGGACAGGUCAACUCUGUAGCGUUCUCACAUGAUAGUAGCCGCCUCGCUUCGGCGUCGGAUGACACUACUGUCAAGAUCUGGGACGCUCAUAGCGACGCCUGCCUGCAGACACACGAGGGCCAUGGCUCCUCCGUCAAAUCGGUAGUGUUCUCACAUGAUAAUAGCCGCCUCGCUUCUGUGUCUUACGACGGGACUGUCAAUAUCUGGGACGCGCAUAGCGGCGCCUGCCUGCAGUCGCUCAAGGGCCAUGAUGUAGCGUUCUCACACGAUAGCAGCUGCCUCGCUUCGGCAUCGGACGACAAGACUGUCAAGAUCUGGGACGCUCAUAGCGGCGCCUGCCUGCAGACGCUUGAGGGCCAUGGCUCCUCCGUCAAAUCGGUAGUGUUCUCACAUGACAAUAGCCGCCUCGCUUCUGUGUCAUCCGACAGCGCUGUCAAGAUCUGGGACGCGCAUAGCGGCGCCUGCCUGCAGACGCUCGAGAGCCAUGACAAAUCUGUCGAAUCGGUAGCGUUCUCAUACGAUAGUAGCCGCCUCGCAUCUGUGUCAUCCAACAUCGCUGUCAAGAUCUGGGACGCUCGUAGCGGCGCCUGCCUGCAGUCGUGCGAGGGCAAGGGGCCCCAUCGGUCGGUGUCGGUAGUGUUUGCUCAUGAUAGCAGCCGCCUCGCUGUGUCAUCCCCGAUAGACAAGGCCAUCACGAUCUGGGACGCGCAUAGCUGCGACCGCCUGCAGUUUCUCCAGGGCCAUGAUCAAGGGAUCAACUCGGUAGCGUUCUCGCACGACAGCAGCCGCCUUGCUUCUGCGUCAUCCGACAGGAAUGUCAAGAUUUGGGACGUGCAUAGCGGCGCCUGCCUACAGACGCUCAACAUUGGCACGGUCGUCUACAAUCUCUCCUAUGAUCUUACCGACUCAUCUCUCUACACUGCCGUCGGAAUUGUCGCUCUUGACUCGCCGACAAUUUCUAAUACAACUCUUACAAAGGCUCUUGCUGUGAAGACUCAAGGGCGUCAUGACGCUCAGGAGCCGCUAACGCCUCAGUACCGAGGCUACGGUGUCCGCAAUGUCUGGAUCACACGGAAUUCGCAGAAUUGGCUGUGGCUGCCGCGCGAGUACCGCCCGACUCGUUCGGCUGUAGCACGGUCGGGGUUAGCCUUAGCCCUCGCUUGUGCGUCCGGACGCGUGGUGAUCUUUGGGUUCUCGGACGAGGCUCGCGAUUAACUUUGUGCGGCGUCCAAUACGUGUAACUGUCAAUGGACUAAUAAUAUAUUUUUUCUCUCCUCUCUUAGGUCUCGACAGGGAG